AUGGAGACUGCAGGAAAGACAAUCACAUGCCGGGCAGCCAUUGCCUGGAAAGAAAAGUCUCCUCUUAAAAUUGAAGAAGUGCAGGUUGAGCCACCGAAAUCUGGAGAAGUUCGCAUUAAGAUGGCUUCUACAGGGAUCUGUGGUACCGAUGACCACGUGCUGAAAGGAGACCUCUCUAUGAAAUAUCCUUUAAUUCCGGGUCAUGAGGGAGCAGGCAUUGUGGAGUCUGUCGGGGAUGGGGUUUGCUCUGUGAAACCAGGAGAUAAAGUCCUCACGCUCAUUGUUCCACAGUGUGGACAAUGUGACGCCUGCCUGCACUGCCUAGGAAACUUCUGUGACAAGCAAGAUAUUCUCCCGUGUUCCGGGGUGAUGAUGGAUGGGACCUCGAGGUUUUCCUGCCAAGGACAGAUGGUUUAUCAUUCUUUCCGCACGAGCACAUUCACCGAGUACACUGUUGUGCCCGAGUUCGCUGUGGUAAAAAUUGAUGAUGCGGCUCCAUUGGAUAAAGUUUGUCUCAUAAGCUGUGGCGUCCCUACAGGCUAUGGGGCUGCUGUUAACUCAGCCAAGGUCACCCCUGGCUCCACUUGCGUGGUUUUUGGACUCGGAGGGGUCGGCUCAGCCAUUGUCAUGGGCUGCAAAGCUUCUGGUGCUUCUCGAAUCAUCGGGGUUGACAUCAAUGAGCAUAAGUUUCCCCGGGCAAGAGCCUUGGGUGUCACUGACUGUCUCAACCCUACCAAGCUGCAGAAGCCUGUCCACGAGGUGGUGAUGGAAAUGACAGGUGUCGGUGCUAACUUUGCCUUUGAGGCCGUCGGAAAGAUUGAAACCAUGCUCGCUGCUUGGAACUCCUGCAACAGCAGCUACGGGGUCUGUCUGAUCGUCGGGGUGGCUCCAGUAAAUGCACAGCUGUGCCUUCAGGCGGUCCCGAUUGUGUCCGGAAAAACCCUGAAGGGCGUGUGUCUGGGAGAUUAUAAGACCAAAGAAUGUAUUCCCCAGCUAGUAACCGACUAUCUCCAAAACAAGAUUAACAUAGAUCCACUAGUGACUCAUCAGCUGCCUUUUAACGAACUCCACAAAGCCAUGAAACUGUAUUAUAAAGGAAAAACCAUCCGCUGUGUUCUACUCUUCUGAGAUCUCAAUGCUGAAAGUGCAAGAGCAUCCCGAAUGGCUUUCCUUCCUUUCCUGUUUCAACUAUGAUUAUCCCCGAGCUGCCAGAAGAGACGGUGCAUCAGUGGCAGGAAGACAGUGUAGCUGUAUAUCGUGAAAUGAGGGC
Chionomys nivalis (European snow vole) is the source of this 1270-nucleotide messenger RNA. Its product is annotated as alcohol dehydrogenase 1-like. NCBI's taxonomy places the organism in Eukaryota, Metazoa, Chordata, Mammalia, Rodentia, Cricetidae. Gene Ontology annotation, cellular component: cytosol. The transcript is spliced from 9 exons. Bases 1 to 1128 code for a protein of 375 amino acids. Gene Ontology annotation, molecular function: all-trans-retinol dehydrogenase (NAD+) activity; zinc ion binding. The record is from RefSeq and is a predicted model, not a curated record. Gene Ontology annotation, biological process: retinol metabolic process; retinoic acid metabolic process.